Messenger RNA from Dermacentor albipictus, 1360 nucleotides. NCBI's taxonomy places the organism in Eukaryota, Metazoa, Arthropoda, Arachnida, Ixodida, Ixodidae. The record is from RefSeq and is a predicted model, not a curated record.
GCGCCGUUGGCUACACCGCGUCAAGCGCCGCCCGCGCCGAUGCCCGGCAUGGCCCCGGCUGCAGCGCAACGGCCGCGACCCGUCUCGGAGACCAUGGCGUGGACAGGAUACACCGAGUCGUGGCACAACAAAUCGUCAAAGAAAGUCUGUGCUGCCUCAUCGUAGUGCUCGUCGCAACGUUCGUGGCUGCCCUGAUAUUCAGUUUCGCGAGGUCUAGAGUCCAAGAUGAUGACGACGUCGAAACCCUCGGCCCUCCGAACGAGAUCCACACGCGAAGGCACACUGUUGCUCUCCCGCCUCCGACGAAAUUCACGCUGUCUUCAUCGCCAGCGGUGACGACAACCAGGCCGGGGCUGGUGUUCUGCACAGUGAGCGAGACGUUACUCGUCGAGCAGCCCAUCACCGAGGGUAUCUGCGACUACGCGGUUUUCGCCGACCUGCUGGUGACCGAAGAAGGCUUCGAGCCAACCAACGGUCGCCAUGCCUGGGAGGUCUUCAAACGAGGCGUAUCCAAGGCGACAUACACAGUGGGUGGUGUCAGCUUCUCCUCAGUGAGCGCAGACAGUGCCUCUGGCGGGGAAAACACGUUACGGCGUCUGGUGGCAAUGAACGCGGAGCUGAGCGCACUCACCAACCUGCACAUGUGGGCCAUGGGCACGCUCAACUUCCGCGACAAGCAGUGGGCCAAGGAGCCUCUUCGCGCGCCCUUCCAGCAACUACGAGUGGCACUGAAGAACGCGCAGAAAGCGGUGACGUUCCUUGGCGUUUGGAUACGGACGUCGCAAGAGGCAACGAAUUUUGUCGGCGCCAUCGGGAACAGCAGCUACAUCGACUUGGUGAUCGUGCAGACGCACGUGGUGCCCUACGAGGGCAUGACGGACCCUUGCGUUGCCUACACGAUCAGCCAUAGGAACGCAGACGGCAUCGUCCCCAAUUAUGACGUGGCGGACAAGGUUCUGGAUCGUCUGCGUGGCGGCCCACUGCGUGUUCUGUACUCGUCGACGCUGGCCGCAGUGGCAUACGUAGGCGCCAAGAAUGGCGCUGACGUUACGUACGUGCCUUCGGACAUGGCCGAGUUCGUCACGUUCCGCCACCAGGACGCCGGCUACUUCGUCACUUUCGAGGGCAACCAGUCACUCAGCAAUAAGAUAUCAUCGUACAGGAACAAGGUUGACGGUUGGGCUUUUUUCGACGUGCAACGUGACGUCUACUGGCCGUGUAGACGCGGAAUCUCCUACGAACGCCUCAAGCAGGGCGCUUCACUGUUGAGGCUACGAAGGCCUUCGCAAUGACACUUCACAAUGUUGCAAUCUUAUCAUUAGCGCUUACGCGUUAUACCUAAUAAAUUCAUGAACGAUGC